This is a messenger RNA of Laetiporus sulphureus 93-53, 699 nucleotides long. Its product is annotated as thioredoxin. The transcript is spliced from 4 exons. Gene Ontology annotation, molecular function: protein-disulfide reductase activity. Bases 243 to 578 code for a protein of 111 amino acids. Lineage: Eukaryota; Fungi; Basidiomycota; Agaricomycetes; Polyporales; Laetiporaceae. The record is from RefSeq and is a predicted model, not a curated record.
UGUUUUGAACUUUUUUCUCGGCUGGAGGCUUCUGAUCGUGAAGUUAUUCUCUUGUAUAGGCAAAUACCAGCAAGAACAAGUCAAAAAGGAGGUUCUCGAGUCAGAAGUCGAUUUGAGUCUCCCUGAGUGUGCGCCGUUAAAAAGCUCGUCCUCGUCGACCUGCAAGCCCCAAACCCGCCUGAGACUUGCGGUUGUCCUCUUUCGCUUCAUUACAUCCCUACCUGACUUGUAUCUCGCUCGCCAUGACCGUGACCGUCGUGAACUCGCUCGACCAGUUCCACACCAUCAUCAACAGCAACAGGGUCUCCGUGGUUGACUUUUGGGCGGAGUGGUGUGGUCCGUGCAGGUUUAUCUCGCCCGUCUUCGAGAAGCUCUCCGAGUCCGAGGAGUACACCGCCGUCGACUUUUACAAGGUCGAUGUCGACGCCCAGGAGCAGAUCUCCCAGGAGGUCGGCAUCCGCGCGAUGCCUACGUUCAUAGCUUUCAAGAACGGCCAGAAGCUGAAGGAUCUCGUAGGCGCCAACCCGGGUGCUCUCGAGGAGCUCAUCAAGGCGGCAGUUUCUGACUCUACGGCAUGAACCGCAUCCCUGAUAUCGGCUCUCGAUCCCUCCUGCGUCGAUUAUCGUUAUCAAUAGUUCUUGAGACCUGUACCGCGCAGCGUAAUUAUACCGCCUUAUGAAAUGUCUCUCUAUGUACCAC